Molecule: messenger RNA, 2173 nt
Organism: Scaptodrosophila lebanonensis
Lineage: Eukaryota; Metazoa; Arthropoda; Insecta; Diptera; Drosophilidae
Gene: cin
Product: molybdenum cofactor synthesis protein cinnamon
Exons: 8
Coding region: 60-1943 (627 amino acids)
Biological process (GO): postsynaptic neurotransmitter receptor diffusion trapping; Mo-molybdopterin cofactor biosynthetic process; molybdenum incorporation into molybdenum-molybdopterin complex
Cellular component (GO): dendrite; cytoplasm; cytosol
Molecular function (GO): molybdopterin molybdotransferase activity
Source: RefSeq, a predicted model, not a curated record
AUUCAUAUGACAAACAAUUAAAUAAUUGUGAAACGAACACACAUGUGUGAGAAGCGAAUAUGGGAAUAAUUACAUUUGGCGUUUUAACGAUUAGCGAUACUUGCUACUCGGAGCCAGAUAAAGAUCGGAGCGGUCCCUGUCUCGCGCACCUAAUAAAACAGGCAUUUAGUAACACACAAAUAAUCGAAGCCAUACUGCCCGACGAGCGCGAUCUCAUUCAGCGGGAGCUGCGCAAGUGGAUUGACAAAAAGGAUGUGCGCGUCAUCAUAACCACCGGUGGCACAGGAUUCGCUCCGCGCGAUGUGACCCCGGAGGCCACAAAGCCACUCCUGGACAAGGACUGUUCCCAGCUAGCCAUGGCAAUUGCAAUUGCUUCACUUCAAAAGACCAAAUUAGCGGCUUUGUCUCGUGGCGUUUGCGGCAUUGCCGGCAACACUUUGGUGCUCAAUUUUCCGGGCAGCGAAAAGGCCGUCCGAGAAUGCUUUGAGGUUGUGCGCGAUCUUCUGCCACAUGCCCUGCAUCUAUUAAACAACGAUUUGGGGCUUGUGCAACGCACCCAUGCUGAGCUGCAGGCCACCGUAGCUGUGUCUCCGGUACGACGUGAAGAUCCGGGUAGUACUAAUAGCUCUGCUACACCAUCCAUUGUGGCUCAGGAUCGUGGCCAUAUAUGUCCACACAGAACAGGCGCUGGCGACGACAACGAUCGUAAUUCGUCCUUUCCCAUGCUACCAGUCAAAGAUGCCUUAGACAUCGUCUUCAAUAUUGUGCAGCGCAACAAGAGCUUGGAAAAAUUUCAGAAUGAGUUGCUAUCGCCGGUAAACAUUCCGCCCUUUCGGGCAUCCAUCAAGGAUGGCUAUGCCGUGCAGUCGCAAGGAUUUGCGGGCGCCAAACGAGUAGUUGGCUGCGUGGCCGCAGGAGAUGAGCCCUCGGAUUAUGCGAUGCAGGAGGAUGAAUGCUUUAAAAUAAAUACGGGGGCUGCCAUGCCCGUCCAUACAAAUUGUGUUGUUCAGGUCGAGGACACAAAGGUGCUGCAACGCGACAGACAGGGCAACGAAAAAUUGGUGGAGACGCUAGUGCAACCAACUAACGGCUACGAUGUGCGACCCAUUGGCUGUGACUUGCGCAAAGGCGAGAAAGUGUUUCCAGAAUUUGAAUCUUCGCGGGUCGUCUCCAAAUCUCUGCUGGCUUCUGUCGGCGUACAGUUGGCAAUACGCAAUCCUAAGAUAGCCAUUAUAUCGACAGGCAGCGAGCUUCUGGCCCCGCAUCAGCCUCCGGAGCCCGGCAAGAUCUAUGACUCGAAUUCUACCAUGUUGGAUGAAUUGCUUACGUACUUCGGCUUCGAUUGCAUAGAUGUGCGUGUAUUGAGUGACAAUUUUGAAACCAUUCAGCAAACCUUGUCCCAACUUUAUGAGACCGUGGACUUUGUCAUCUGUACUGGUGGCGUAUCCAUGGGUGAUAAGGACUUCAUAAAGCCGGUGCUGGAGAGCAUGAAGUUCAAAUUGCACUUCGGAAGGGUUAACAUGAAGCCGGGGAAGCCCAUGACAUUUGCCAGCCGCGAUGAGAAGUAUUUCUUCGGUCUUCCUGGAAAUCCUGUGUCCGCCUUUGUCACAUUUCAUCUAUUCGCUCUCCCGGCCAUUCGCUGGGCCGCUGGCUGGAAUCUCUCCAAAAGCAUGCUGCCGAUCAUAGAUGUGAAGUUAAGGAGGAGUCAGCCCAUCCAAUUGGAUCCACGUCCCGAGUACAUACGUGCCUCGGUGAGUAGCAAGAAUGGCAAGCUCUAUGCCACCAUUAAUGGAGAUCAGAUAAGCAGCCGUUUACAGAGUAUUGUGGGGGCCGAUGUGCUCAUACAUUUUCCCGGACGCUCAGCUGAGAAGAGCUAUGCCAUGGAUGGCGACAUUUAUCCGGCCUCUGUGCUGCGCUUCGACUUUAUAUCGCAGUACGAAUGAUAAUGAUUGAUAAUGCACUAUCAAGCAAAUAUGAACAACAAUCACACCACCAAUCACACGCACUUUUGACAAAUAUUGCAAUUUGAAGUAGACAAUGUGUUGAUAGAGUAGAACAAUUUUUUACACGUUUUCUUUCUGAAAUUUUAUUCUUUAUAUAUAUAUAUAUAUAUAUGUGUAUAUGUAAAAAUACACCGUAUUGUGUAUAAAAAUAUAAAAAUUUCUUAAACAAA